Molecule: messenger RNA, 6335 nt
Organism: Stegastes partitus (bicolor damselfish)
Lineage: Eukaryota; Metazoa; Chordata; Actinopteri; Pomacentridae
Product: poliovirus receptor-related protein 2
Exons: 7
Coding region: 405-2003 (532 amino acids)
Source: RefSeq, a predicted model, not a curated record
GAAGGAGCGCGCGAGCUGCUCCACGUUACACGCUGAGCUGAGGAGGACGUGUUCACCUGUGCGCCGCCACCGGGACGAAUUUAACGAGGAUUUAUUUCCCCCUCCCCUUCCCCACCCUCUUCAAUUUUUUUUUAUUUUUUAAGCACCACUCCACCUUUGAAGGCGCAGUGAGGGAACACUUCAAACAAGAACCUCUGUCGGACCCCCCUCUGGUUUUGUCUUUAGGAGCCGAACAAGUUUUUAUUUAUUUAUUUUUUUUCUUUUUGCUGAAUGAGUGAGAUAUUACACCACAACUGACCUACAUUAGAAGGGUUUCUUUUUCUUUUUUUUUUUUUUGAAUUUAUAUUUCGGACAGACUGCGUGCCUGCUUUUUUUUUCUCUCCACCGAGGACCCGUAAUCAACCAUGGCGAGACGUGACGCCCGAAAUUGGUCCAGCUGCACGCAAAAAAUGAUCGGACUGCUCUGCUUGAUUGCGUCGAUAUUAACGCAACACGGAACAUCAGGUCAGCGGGUGAAGGUAGAGCCGGAGGUGUUGUCGUAUCCUGGCCAGACAGUCAACCUGCGCUGUGCCUUCACCGAUGCCACUGGGAUUCAGCUCACAAUGGUCACGUGGAUCUAUGAGCCGAAGGAUGGAGAAAGGAUCAACAUAGCUGUGUUUCACCCCAACUUUGAUCCCAACUACCCCGACUCACCUGUGAAAGGCAGAGUCAGCUUCACGCCGAGUCCUCCAAACUUGGCCAGCCCUUCCAUCCAGAUAAGCGGUGUGAGGAUGACCGAUGAGGGGAAGUACAUUUGCGAAUACGCCACCUACCCCAGUGGGAACGAGCAGGGCAUCACUUUCCUGGUCAUGCUAGCUAAGCCUGAGAACUCGGCCUCCAUCGUGACAGUGGUGGCAGGCAGUAAGCCGGCCGUUGUGGCACGCUGCGAGUCUCUGAAUGGCCGCCCCGUUGCCCAGAUCUCCUGGGUGACCACAGCCAAUGGAAACGCAACGACGGUGUCUAAGCCAGGGGCCGACAACACUGUGACGGUGACCAGCGAGUACCGGAUGGUUCCUACCGCGACAGACAAUGGGAAAGACAUUAGCUGCUUGGUGGCGCACAGGACCCAGGUCAAGGCAGAGAGUUUCCUGAUGAAGCUGGCAGUUCAGUAUGCCCCUCAGGUCUCUAUAGUUGGCUAUGACAAUAACUGGUACGUGGGCCGACCAAAUGUGAUGCUCACCUGCCAGGCUAAUGCAAACCCCGUUCCAACCUCUGUCGCCUGGAAGACCAUGUCAGGGGAGAUGCCAGACACAGUGCAGAUCAAGGGCAAUGAGCUGAAGGUGCUGAAGGUGGAUGAGACUGUAAACACCACGUUUGUCUGUGAGGUCAGCAACCGCAUCGGAACCACCAGGGAUCAGGUCACAGUCAUGGUCAGAGAACCCCCACAGAACCCAUCCAAUGUCGGCGUGGUUGCGGGAGCUGUGAUUGGCUCCCUGCUGGCCGUUCUUUUGGUCGCCGCUCUCAUCGCUGUGCUUGUCACCCGUAGCCGCAGGCAGCAGCAGGGAUACCGUGCUAAUGGCGGCAGUGACAUGAAGACACGCAUAUUUGGUGGGGGCAAGAAGGCCAGCAAGAAUGGGACGGGAGGAGGCGCAGGAAGCAGUGGCAUCGGUGGUGGCAACAACAACGGCCCCAUCUACGUAUACAAUGAAAGCUCAUCCCACCAGGGCCUUGGAGAGAAAAACAACCACCAUCAGCCGCUCACAAUGGGGGGCCGGCCUGAAGUCGUUGCCACCACGCCGACCGCCCAGGACAUCCUGCUAAGCAACGAAUUAGACGAUGCAGAGAGGAGGAAGUUUGAUGAGCUGGAGGAGGAGGAGAGGUAUGACCACUUUACCGGAGGGGCCCCGAUCCUUCAGCUUCGCCCGCCACACGACCAGGACGAUAUGAUUGGAGAUUACCUGGAUGAUGACAUGGAGUCCCAGAGGGAUGGCUCUGUCAUCUCACGGACUGCAGUUUACGUGUAGAGGAGGAGGAGGAGGAGGAGGAGAGGAGGAGGUGAAAAAAAAGGCAGGCUGGAGAAUUCCUCCAGAGGAUUUUGUGGCUCCAGGGUCUUGUUCCUGUCUGAAAGGGAAAAGAAAAAUAAUUACCCCUUUUAUUUUUGAAAAUUGAUUUUAAAUAUAGCCUAUUAAUCACAGUGCAGCCCCGGAAUGGACUGAAUGAAAAUGAGGGGUGUGGUGGGAUAUUGUGAAAGGACUAUUGCUGUUUUAUGGUCUCUAAGAACUGAAAAUCAAACGGGAAAAAGAACAACCUGUCUCCCACCACUUCUGCUCAUGCUCUUGCUAUCACUGGGACCUUGACACUUGGCAAAUAGGCAAAAACAGAAACUAUGAAGUGUGGGAGUAGGGUAAUGGAAUCAUGAUACAAGCUUAGCUAUAGAGGAGGCGUCUCACUUUCAUAUUCAAUCUAAUUUUCACCAAAACAAGUGGAAAAGGCCGUCAACCAGUAACAUGCUGCCUGCAAUUCUCAGUCCUCCAGGUAGAAUCUUUUUGGAUGAUGUGUUGCACUGUGACUUUUGGUGGGUAUUAAAGUAAGUUGUACUGGUUUGGCAGGAAAUCAUUUGAAUAGAGUAUAGACAGUGACCACAAGGUGAUUUAGAGAAGCCAACUAUAUAUUUGUUUAUUGGUGAGUUCUUCUCUCUGCUCUCUCUACCGUUCUCUCAAACAUCAAAAAAAGAUUUCUGCAAACUUUGAGCAACACUCUUGAAUUAAGCUGAACAAAAAGUGCGUCAAGUCUUUAUGUCCUGCAAAAAACAGAAAAGCAGUUGACUUUAACUAAAGUAGCAGCUUCUAAGAGUUUGAACCAAGUUCUUAACAAGGUAUUCACAUUUAAACUGUUGUACUGUGCCUGGAGGUAAAAGACGGUAAACAAGAGACGAGGGAAUGAGGUGGAGCCAAUCUGACAGGGUCAAGCAAUGGAGAGAGGGAUGCAGGAGUCAGGAGGCUAAGAGAGGAGCAUGUCUCUUCUUUUCUCUUCCUUCUCCUCGUCAUCUCUUCAGAGCACUCCUGACAGGAGGAGCUUGAUUGUUAAUGAACCGUGAAGUUGCUCGCUUAGCUGGGACCAACAGAUUGCCACCACUUAUCUUAUAUGACGUGGCGAUUCUUCUCCCCCUCCCACCUUUAUUUCUUCAUAAUCUCACUCUCUCUCUCUCUCUUGCUCCCUCUCUUCAUCCCUCUCUUCAGUGUUUAUGGGGAGUUUAUGAUUUAUCCUGGGCAGGGAGGAGGUCAGGGCUAUGGAGAGCAGGGGAGUAUUUUACUACUCCCGAUGUGUCAAAUGCCCCACUUACUCUGCUCCGGCCUGGCCUGCCCUGACAUGCCAGGACUGACUAAUCCACCUGGAGUGGCCAUGUUCAGUCCACUGCACAGAUGCCCCUGCCUCCUCCUGUACUUUAUCAAAGGACCAGAUGCAACAGAAUCCCUGAUUGUCUUCUGACGGUCAUUUUGUCCUUGUUAACGAGCCACUGAAGGCCCACUCGGGCAAAUAUUACUCAAUGGCUACUGUACACCGCUGUCUGUGAGGCUCAGUGUGUACAUUUGCAUGCGUCACGGUAUCUGCGUAGCCACUGGGCGACUGUGAUGGGCAAUCACGGAGAGAAGCCCUACUGUAUCUCAGCUAAUCAUUUUUUCUUUUUUCCCGGCCUUCUCAUCAACUCACCUUUGACCCACUGGGAAUCUGGUGAGUGCGGUCUCGGUGACUGUACCGGCCCCGGUGUAAGGCUAGCUGAGAUCUGGGUUGACGUUUGCUGCAGGUCAUGAGGUCAAAUGCAGGGUGACCCAUUGCCGAGGGAAAAAGAUGACUGUGCUUGCCUGCGUUUCUUAUCGUGGCUGUUUUUAACCUUGAACUACAGAUGUGGAAGAACCACUCAUACAGAGCCUGUAACUGUAAUGGGUGAGACAGUCCUUGUUUGCCAUUGUGAUGGCUUUUAACCUUCAGAGAGGCGAAGAGAGAGAGAGAGAGAGAGAGAGAGAGAGAGAACAGGAGAGGAAGACACAGGAGGCAGACAACAAAAAUAGAGACAGCGUUUAGAGUUUGAGCACAUAUUUUAAGCCUGUAAGUUCAAUAGGAUUAUCGCCUAAUGGCCUUACCUUAUACAUUAAUGCAACUCCUGUCAACCGUGGGUACAGUAAAUUUACUGAACACAGCUGAUUUGCCACAACCACUUAAAUAUAAAUGUACUACUUAUUUUUGCAUUUGUGUGUGUGUGUCACUGCUACAAAGAGAAAUAUAAGUGUAAUAUUUGGUUUUGGGGAGUAAAAAAGAAAUAUUGACAACGGCCAAAACUGAUGUACGUACAUUUUGGUGUGAGGUGUCUGUGUACUAUAUACAUCUUUAUUUUUCUCGUGAAAGUGUGGAUAUUUAUGAAAAUGUAAAUAUCAGAUUGAUGGAGCCACUUGUUGCGGAGGGCACUCUGGGCUGGCUGAGCCUGAAGUUCAAAUGCCCUGGGCGGAGGAGGGGAGUGGGGGCAUUCAGAAUGUAAUUUUUAUUGUAAUGGAUACCUCAGUUGUUUGGGUGUCACAACAUACUAAACUGACUGAGCUUAGUUUCAAGCCUAAGAGUUGAUUUGACUCGGAAUGGGGGCGGGCGGGGGAUUUUAUAUGCUUGUAUAAUUAUUUUUGUUCCAGUUAGCAUUGCCUGCAUUUCCACAUAAUAAGUCCACACUAUUUCUGCGUGGACAAUUGGCUUCUCCGUCUCCUUGACUGACAUGUCUGCACAAUGCAAAGACGCACACAAUGCUCAUAAUUUAUCAGAUAGACCGUAACCAGGCAAGCAAUGGGUUUGCAACUGCCUCAGCUCUCUGUGCGUGUACAAGUUGUGUGUCGGUGUGUAUUUUUUUCGUGACGCUUGCAAGGCUUUAGGACAUCUCUCUCUGUCUUUGGGGCUCGUAACCUGACUGGCCACCCUUUUGUCACCAUGGAAAAACUGGCAAUUCCGAAGAUAUUAUUGUGCAUUUCGAAGACACACUCGCUCGCACGCAUUGUACAUAUACAUGCGCAGAAUGCAGAGAAACACUCGCCCACACACAAACACCUCUCAGUCAGUCUCAUUAUGCUCUCUCCCACAGCCAGACUGUGCAGAAGGCACCUCAUACCUGACAACUCUGCCAUCUCCUGACAUAAGCCCACACAAACGCGCUGGCAUAGCUGCACACGAAAACACACACACAGAAAAACUUCUUCUUUCUCCCAUUUUGUUUGCUCUGCGAGGAUGUAUAGCAUGUCCUGUUAGUGUGGAGGGAGCCGCGGCGUGACGUGUCCCCCCCCCCUCUGCUUCAUCGCUUUCAAUGAGCGACCACGUAGAACAGAGGCUACUACACGUUCAGGUACACAUACUUUUCACCCGGUGUCAGACAUGCAGGCUUUUUUAGUAAAGUCUUUGUCCAGUGCAGUUUUGUUCUGCGCCCGGAAAUAUAGCUUUCAUAAAAAGGCCACUUUGCUGACCUCCUCACCCUCCCACAUCCCUUUGAAUUCUCCCUACCAGUCGCCAAAAUGUUGUUUUCAACUUCCCUUACUUCAGCCACCUCUGCCAGCGCGACCGCCUCCACAGACACACAUGAACACGCCAUUGCCACCCACCUCAGCACCCAAGUAAGGCUUGUCAGACAAAAUGCUUUUAGAGAAACCUGCGAACCUGGCCCGGGUCUUGCACAAGGUUACGCAGUCAAAAUAUCCAGUAUUUUUUCUUUUUCACGAAAGCCACAUGCUGUUAGUAUUUCUUUGGCUCCAAACGUCUGAUGACUAAUCAAAGCCUUAACAUCUCCCAUCUCACUCGCAUAAAAGAAAAAAAAAAAAAUAGAGAAAAUCUUCCUGUGUACAUAGUAUAAAUAUAUAAAUAUGUAGCAGAGAAAAAUAAUUACUAAUUUAUGGUGUCACAUUUGUGUAUUACUCAGUGACAGCAAGCAUGAAGGAUUUAUUUUUUUUUCCUAUUAUGGUUUCUCCACUUUUCUGUUAUUUUGCAGUGCUUUAUAAUUUAUGUUUUCUGAGUGCUUUAUUCUUGACUGUUGCGCUGUGAUUGCUGCCAAAAACUGGCAAAUGUGCUUCUUCUAUACAAAUGAACUGUAUACACACAACAAAACAGUCUUAUCCCAAAAUGUCCUUUUUAUUAUUGACUGCUCUGUGUAAAAGUUGUUUCUUUAUUUCUGUUUUGUAUUUUUUAAUUUUAAAAUUAUUUUUGGUCUUUAAAAAGAAAAAAGAAAAAAAAAAAAAACGAAUUAGAAUUGUUGUCACCAUUUUGUCAUGUCUUUCUACAUUUUUUUUUUUCGUAUUCGGUUGCUAUUAAAGGUUUCUUGAUUUUUGAAAUGU